Messenger RNA from Orbicella faveolata, 2404 nucleotides. RefSeq lists its product as uncharacterized. Gene Ontology annotation, biological process: intracellular sterol transport. Gene Ontology annotation, molecular function: sterol transfer activity; sterol binding. The record is from RefSeq and is a predicted model, not a curated record. Gene Ontology annotation, cellular component: plasma membrane; endoplasmic reticulum membrane; endoplasmic reticulum-plasma membrane contact site. Lineage: Eukaryota; Metazoa; Cnidaria; Anthozoa; Scleractinia; Merulinidae.
CUCCAAAAGUUUCAAACUCACAAGUUUCAAAUUUGAUAUGAAUUUCCCCAAAACUUUUUUUCUAAGAAAUUCCUCAUGCCCAUUGGGCAAGUGAAGGACAGAAUGUCCACCAGACCCAAGCCAUUGAACACAACUUUCUUUACAUGCUGGGUAAUGGUCAUUGUUCUGGGUUCGAACCCUGGCCAGGGACGUUGUGUUGCGUACUUAGGCAAGACACUUUACUCUCACAGUGCCUCUCUCCGACCAGGUGUAUAAAUGCAUGGGUAGCAGUGAAUUCAAUUAAUGCUGGGUGUAACUCUUUGAUAGACUAGCUUACCAUCCAUAAUUUGCUCUUUUCUUUCCCGUUUUCAUAUUAACAUUUUCUCCCUUCUCUUCCCUCCCCUUUUUUUCUACCUGUUGUCCUCUUUUACUGAAAAUCUUCAAAAUAUGGUGAUUUUUAUUUGCAAAUUUAUCAGGACUGAAUCUGCUUACCUUCUAUAUGGAUCUGCCUGCAGUGAAAGUUACUUUCAAAUUGCUUAAUAUUCUCUCUUUUUUGUUGAUCAUUAAUUUUUUUGUUGAUGGGAGUGUGUUGUUAAUAAAAUUAAACAAUAAAUAUAUACUGAUGUAUGUAAAUUUACUAAUAACUUGUAAUGAAGUUGAAUUUGUGUGGUGAACCAAAAUUAAUUGAGUUAGAACUUGAAGUCACCUCAAAGUCACAAUAACCUGUAGCUAUGAAUGAUCAUAAAUUGCUUGCUAAAAUAUACAUAUUAUAUACAAAUAAUAGUUGUUGCAUUCUAGUGGAAUAUGUUUUCUCCCUCUUACUUGCCAUAAUGUUUGAAAUGAACAUGAUCACAACUUGCAUUCUGUUUCUGGCUAAUAUUUUUUUGCAAUUAAUAAUUAAAAUAAUUUUUGAUGCAAAAAGGCCAUUGUUACACCAGUAUAAGUUUAGUUAGGGUUUCAAAUUUCUCUUGGAAGGCCAGCAAAAUUUUACUGCAAGGGGAUUGAGUUUGUUCUGGACAUUAAAAGGACCCUUCUGAUUUGCUAGUCAAGAAUUCAGCUGUGUAAGAUAUUACUGAAAAUAAUAAAUUAUUAACACCAUAUUAUAAUAUGCAGGUGUUGCUAACAUAACAAUUAACUUCCACAAAAUAAAGAAAAUUUGCAUUUUAAUUGUUCUUGUCCGUCACGUGUUAUAGAGGUGUCAUAUAAGAUGUUUUCCUUUAUACGCGGCAACUUUGUUUAGAAGUGGAUAUGAAUCUGAUGCGUUAUUAUAAUUGUUGUUGUGAAAUUAAAUUUUUGCUAUCUCUCCUACACAAUAUAGACAUUCAAGGAAAUUCUUCACUAAACACUUUUGUUUUGUCUUGUGCAGCUUUAACUUUAUUUUUGGAUUGAUUCAUUUCAAACACAGUGGUACAUGAAUAGUUGUGUGAUAACUCUAAAUAUGAGAGAGUUUUUUUUGUUUCUAACUGCCAGAAUUUCUAUUGGGUUCUUUCUUACGCAAAACAGUUUACUUUAUGAAUGUGUCUGCCUAUUGUUAAUCUCCACCUGCAGUUGUUUCUAGCCAAUCACAGUACAUUCUGUGCUCUCUGUGGUCACUUCCUACUGACAGAGUUUAUCCUAGGCUUGAAUAAAUCAUCAUCCACUCGUGAAAUAAUUUCGACUAGGCUUGUCUAUCGUUUGAGGAGUAUCCAGUAUGUCUCUUGGAUUGCAAUUUGCUGUGACAAAAUACGGAAGGGUUUUGCUGCCAGGAGUAUGAAUCCAGGCAAGAGAAAAUUGAGAAGACGGAAUUCUGUAUUUGGGAGAUCUAAGGAUGAUACCUUUCAGAUCACAAACAAAGGCAGAAGGAAGGGAGCAAAUUCACAAAACAGAUGGUCUCUACUGUCAACACGGACUCCUUAUGAAGAAUUCCACCGCCUCUUUAAAAAUGUUCCAAUGGACCAGUUCCCAAUAAAUGAUUUCUCAUGUGCGCUAAGUCGUGAAAUCCUACUUCAAGGAAGAAUUUAUAUUGCACAAGGGUGGUUCUGUUUCUAUUCAAAUAUAUUUGGAUGGGAGACACAGGUGACAAUAGAUUGUACAAAGAUCCAGUCUAUAACAAGGGAAAAGACAGCAUAUGUUGUGCCAAAUGCAAUUCUUAUCUGCACUGAUGAAGAAAAGGUCAGUAUCUCUAAGUGCUACGUGACUCACAGUGUUCUGGUCAAAAUGGAAGUCUGUUAAUUUUUGGAUGAAAAUUAGUUUUGAAACAACAUGUAGGAGAUCUCUGGUUUAAGUGUCAGUGGUUAUUCUCUAAAUGAAAAAGAAAGAAGAGAAAGUCAGCAAAAAACAGCUCCUAAUAUCGUGAGAAUAAUAAUGCAUGGGAAAUAUGCCAUUACCUUUUCAGGGACUUUGGUGAAAAUAUAUUAUAUUGAGUGUUUUACUGGGGACUUUGUGG